Molecule: messenger RNA, 1615 nt
Organism: Anopheles nili
Lineage: Eukaryota; Metazoa; Arthropoda; Insecta; Diptera; Culicidae
Gene: Pyroxd1
Product: pyridine nucleotide-disulfide oxidoreductase domain-containing protein 1
Exons: 1
Coding region: 1-1443 (480 amino acids)
Molecular function (GO): oxidoreductase activity
Source: RefSeq, a predicted model, not a curated record
AUGGCUUCUGAAUUCUCCUACACGUACGUUGUCGUUGGAGGCGGUAUAGCCGGCGUAACAUGUGCCGAAACGUUGGCGCUUCUGCGUGUUGAUCCAGCUGACAAUAUUUUGCUCUUAACGGAAUCCACCCUUGUGAAAGCGGUCACCAAUGUGGUUCCGCUGGGAAAAAUUCUAAACCGCUUCGACGUGGAAGAGAAAAGCACCGCGGAACUUUCAUCGAAAGGCAACGUCGACGUGUUACAGGACCAUCUCGAUUCGAUUGCCAGCCAUCGCCACUCGAUACGAACAGCCGCGGGAAGAUGCAUCACGUAUCGGUAUCUUUGCCUUUGCACUGGUGCAAGGCCAAACAUUAUCGAUAAAGCCAAGGGCAGUGCUAACGUAAUUGGCAUUCGUGAUACGGAGUCGGUGGAAGAAUUUCGUAAGCGUAUCCACACCGCAACCCGCCUGGUGGUCGUCGGUAACGGUGGCAUAGCAUCGGAAUUGGUGUACGAAGUGGGAGGAAUGGAACAGAUUCAUUGGGUAAUAAAAGAUGCGUACAUUAGUUCCACAUUCGUCGAUUCUGGAGCGGCCACGUUUUUCCGCGAGCGAUUGUCUAAAAAGGACCAGGCGGGCGGUGAACAAACGGUCUACAAAAGGAUGCGCUACACCGAGCAAGACGAUGGUGGCGAGAGCUCUGCUAUUGGUGCUGGCAAAGGGGGAGCCGCGUUGGGACCAGAUUGGCACCGUGCCUUCGAUAUACGGAAGCAUGGAGAGAAAGCUGAAAGCGACGGUAAAGUAAUCAUUCACCAAUCCGUAGAAGUAACGGCCAUAGAAGAGAAGACUGACGAACUGCAGGUACACCUGUCCGAUGGCACCAUGAUUGAGUGUGAUUUCGUUGUGUCCGCCACGGGUGUCGUUCCCUCCAUCAGCUGGACCGGCGGAUGUGAUCAACCGUUCAAGCUUGGCCCAGACGGUGGCAUCUUCGUUGGCUGGUCGAUGGAGACAUCCGUAGACGAUAUCUAUGCAGCUGGGGAUGUCUGUUACGCCGGAUGGGAUCACGCACCGCAGUGGUUCCAGAUGCGCCUGUGGACACAGGCCCGCCAGAUGGGCGCAAUGGCUGCUCGCAGUAUGGCAGCAAAGCGAGCGGGCGAAGAGAUCUAUCAGGAUUUUUGCUUCGAGCUGUUCAACCACGUGACGACCCUCUUCGGUUAUCAGGUGGUCCUGCUGGGGCGUUAUAAUGGGCAGGGUUUGAACGAUAAGUACGAGGUGUUGCUUCGCAUGACUCCCGGGCUAGAGUACAUCAAGUUCGUGCUGGUCGACGGACGGUUGCAGGGAGCGCUGCUGGUGGGCGAAACGGGGCUGGAGGAAACGUGCGAAAAUUUGAUACUGAAUCAGCUGGACUUGUCCCCCUAUGGGGAGGAGCUCCUAGAUCCUGAUAUCGAUAUCGAAGAUUACUUCGAUUGAGGCGCGCUGCGGUUGAUAUGAGAUGAUAUCGCGUACUUCCCUCAUGCGUAUCGGAUUGUAGCACGAAGGCAUCGUUAGACGUUGGUACACCCAGCAUACUUGCUGGAAUUGCUGCAAGCUUAACACAAGAUGGAAUUUAGAAAGGUAUGGUAAGGAAUGAAAUUUCCAACGC